Messenger RNA from Adineta ricciae, 1425 nucleotides. Lineage: Eukaryota; Metazoa; Rotifera; Eurotatoria; Adinetida; Adinetidae. The record is from the annotation of a GenBank genome assembly.
AUGGUGUCAACUACAGCAAUAUGGGAAAUGCCGGAGUUUUAUCAUCUAGAUAAUGAUUUUUUUCGACCACAAGAAAAGAAACAACUACAGAAUGCCUACGAAAACUUUAUUCUCAAUACAAAACAUAAAUCUUUUGAUCGCGACGAUCAAUACGACGAUGAAGACAAUGCACAGAUGUUAUUACAAUCGAAAAUCCAAUUAUUUCAAUUGUUCGUUCGUACACAGCCGGUUAACAUUCGUAGUUUUAGUUUAUUUCAUCAACAACAACAACGUGUGUUUGUCGAACGACUCUUUUAUCUUGUUUUGAAUAACGUUGAACUAACCCAUUUUUCGACUUUUAAUGUCGGAUCAAUCAUUAACAUAAGUAAAGAAUUAGAAAAAUAUCAACGUUCAACUAAUAAAACUAUCUUAAACACCGGCAAACUCAAUACCGUUGUACAAUUCGUUCUCUCCUUUUCAUCAUCAAGUAUCUCGUCGUUUCAAUUGAAUAAUCUUUUCUAUUUAUUACUAAACGAUAUGAAUGAUUUCUCGGGAAAAAUUAUCGAUCGAAUCGCUGAAGUAUUACGAAUAUAUCAUUCGAUGACAUAUGGCCACACAAUCACCAAACAAUACUUAAUCACAACAAUCGACAAUGCCAUCAGUACGAUUAAUUUUGUUAAUCCAAUUGUUUAUCCGUUGUACGCCAAUUUUCUCAACUCUUCCUUUGUUUAUAAAGGACCAUUAAUAUUAACAACACCGAACAGUCAUACAUCUCUAUCAUUAUAUACCAUUAUUCAAAAUUUAGCGAUUGUUCUAUUGGGCCUAACAGUGGAUGAUUUCGAAUGCGAAGAAAUUUAUCUUUCGUUGACAUCGGAACAAUGUUAUCACACACGUUUAUGUGUGCGUCAUUUAACUUAUCUGUUCAGACAUUAUCAUUAUACAUUCGAAUAUCCACUAAGUCAUUUGAAUAAGCAAAUUAUUAUGCAAAUCAUGAAUUUAAUCGUGUUUCACGAGAUGACGUUCGACAAGUUGAAAAUUCUUUUAAAUUUGUAUAUAAAAUACGUUCACGGAUUUGCGUUAGUGAACAUCAAACGUCUUCUAUACGAUCUCUUACUAAAUGCAUCAUUGGAAUUGUUUACGAUCGAAACAAUUCGUCAUUUUAUCGAACUAAAUCGUUCUCGAUCGAAAUUACUCGUUUCAGAAAAUGAAAAUUCAACCGUCGAUGACGAUGGUUGGCUUACCAGUGAUCAGAUCCGAUUGGUUCUGCAUAAAUUGUAUUCAAAUAAUGUUUAUCAAGAGAUUCUUCUCCCGUUUAUCAAUGGCGAUUGUCAAGAAGAACGUUCUUUAGUUGAUAUUCUAACAUAUUUAGAUCAAAUUCACGAAUGCGACGAAGAACAAGUCAUUGAUGUACAAGAGAUGAAAAUCAAACUGACAAUAUACCCAUAA